AUGUCUGAUGCACCGUCUAAUGACGCAUCCCAGAAGAGGCUGCGUAACCGCCUAUCCCAACAAGCAUUUAGAAAACGACAGAAUGCCUACAUCAAAGACUUGGAAAGACGCCUUGAGAUAAGGGACAACGACGAGAAUGGGCAGAUUGCUCAGCUGGAGAGAGACAACCGCGCCCUACGGGAACAGCUCACUAAAGCAUGUAGCAAGCUGGAACGUAUCCAGAUUACAUUAAGGUCACUGUCCAAUACUAUGAUGAGUCAUGUAUCUCACGGUCCGGAAGCCAACCUACAGACGCCUCAAGACUCCAUGACAAGGUCCUCGUUAGUAAACGAGGAUGAAGGUGAAAGGAUGGAAACGGCAAAUGGCGCGAGCGCCAGCGCACCUACGUCCCCCGAUACACCCGAACAGACUGGAGAGCCAGUGCCAGGACAUGAUGAAGAUGCCGAUGCCGAUGCUUUCUUCCCUUCAUUUCAACCAGAGGACCUAACCACGCCUGGCCAAGACGCAAGUGAAGUCGUUAUGGGCAACCUUGACAGCUUCUCUACGGCUCCGCCAGUUCCAGGCAGCCAGGAGAUAUUGAGCUUAGAAAUGUCGGUUCUUCUCGACAAAUUCCCUGAUAAUAGUCUCUAUAAUAUUCGAGGUUUAUCGGGCAUAUGGUCGCAUGAAUACCAGAUGGGUCUUUCUGCCUUCCAGCAUCAAACAUCCAAUACAAAUAAGACAGGCCGUGCGCUUGUGGGUACUAAUUCCUCCUUCUCGGACCACACGCAAAUGAUCAGACGGUGUCUAGUCACGAAAUGGACAAGAGCCAAAAUCUUCCAGCCACACGCAGUCACAGAAGAUGGACUUCGUCUCUCCGGUACACUCAUGAUGUCGCUCUUUCACAGCCUGAGCCGUCCUGCAGCUCUCACUUGGUACACAGCCACCAAAUUCCAAGAGAACAUCGCCGACCUACUCCUCUGGCAGAUCAACCGGUCGCGCGUGGUCUACUCACGCUUGCACGCAAACUACAGACCGUCAGCACUUCAGCUUGUCGAGGAUUACCCUUCAGUCAUUGACUGGUGUCCGUUCCCGACUAUCAGAGACAAGCUUAUUUUACUACAUGCCGCGAACCCUUGUCUAGAUCAGAUCAUCUGCGAUAUCGCCACCGCUUACUCAGUGGAGGUUGAUAUUGGUAAAUUGAUUCUUGGUCAGACUGGGAAGGGUUAUAUUCGUGUCUGGGACUUAAUAUGCGCCUUCGAGACAGAGGAUAUCGAAACUGACGAUGGUGAUGCAAGUGCCAUAUUCGACUAUUCCUCGGUCCCCAAGUAUACAGACUCCCAACUUCCGUUCCUCCGACCUGCCCCCAGCGUGGAGUGUCUAUUUGAACCACGCUUUGCCCGGGCAACCUUCAAAGCACUCGGCUUAGGUGAUGGUGUCCCGAGGUUUAAGGUUGAUCCUAGUAUAUUCAUACAGUAUCCUGAGCUAUACGACGCUGGAGUUGAUAUCAUUGCCGCGGGGACCGCCAUUGCACCCGAUAUUCAGACAAAGUUACCCGUCCCAAGCUCACCGAGACGCGAUACGCUUGGAAUCUAUCAGAAUGUCGCGGACUGGUGUAUUGGCGCUAUAUGUAAAGUGUCAUUAACGUAA
This is a messenger RNA of Fusarium sp. VM40, 1626 nucleotides long. The record is from the annotation of a GenBank genome assembly. Lineage: Eukaryota; Fungi; Ascomycota; Sordariomycetes; Hypocreales; Nectriaceae.